Molecule: messenger RNA, 4467 nt
Organism: Monomorium pharaonis (pharaoh ant)
Lineage: Eukaryota; Metazoa; Arthropoda; Insecta; Hymenoptera; Formicidae
Product: zinc finger protein 891
Exons: 5
Coding region: 1181-2350 (389 amino acids)
Biological process (GO): regulation of transcription by RNA polymerase II
Cellular component (GO): chromosome; nucleus
Molecular function (GO): RNA polymerase II cis-regulatory region sequence-specific DNA binding; zinc ion binding; DNA-binding transcription factor activity
Source: RefSeq, a predicted model, not a curated record
CGUUUUUUUCGCGCGUCAAUCAUCUUUUUUCCCCUCUCCUUUUUUCCCCUCAUCUCUUUCUCUCCCACUUUUUUUUCUUUCAAAAUUCGUCCCCUUCAGCGCGACGAAGUGUCGACGAGUGUCGCGAUCACGUGCCGGUCGCCCAAAUUUCGAAUCCCUCACGUCGGCGCCGCUCGCCGAUCGAAGCCGAUCUCUCGGAAUCAGCCGGGAUCGCGAGAGAUCGUACUGCGAUCGCGGUUUCUCGAGAAUUUCUCGAGAAUCCAAGCAAUCGCGGCCGACGAUCGCGAGAGAUCGGCAACGGUUCGAAGUCGCGAUCGUCCCCGCGCGCGCGAGAUCUCAUCCCCUUUUCUUCUAAUCAUCGAUGAUACGAGCUCGCGCGUAAAUUGACUCCAACUUUAGAAUCUAAAUAUAAACGGCGACGUUUUUGCGGUACGAAUGCUUGAAAGGUCGGGGAGGAAGGGGAGAGGGGUCACGCCUCGCCGAAAAUCUCCGGCCGGAAAAUUUAAUCGGCCCUAAUGAGCCGCGAAAUGUCAACGAGCUGACGUCGGUGACGUUGCGGGACGCGACAGUGACGAUUAUUAUUUCGCAAGGGGGAGGACCGAUCGUCAUUAUAUUUAAUACGUGCGUCGGUCGGUCAAGCGCGACCAUUUUGCGCGGAGCUACAAAAGUGUUAAAAAUUAGCAUUUUAUUGAUUGCAAUAAGUAUACCGUGUGCUCUCCGCGCGCGCGUGUGUGUGUACGCUGUAUUACACACACACACACACACACACACACACACACACACACCACACACACAUACACACACACAUACACACAAUAUAAGCGACUACAUCUAUAAAUACAAUCGGAAAUGAGGGCCGCGUCCGCGGUGAAGCGACGUCAGGGAGAUGACGUCGCGCGGAAUAAAUUACGUCGACCGAACGGACGUGGGGCGUGAGGAAGAAGAAGAGGAAACAAAAAAAACGAUUUUUUUUCGUAAAUAAACAAGGCGUCCAUUUCCCAACUGCCAUCCCGACGACAUUAUGUUCGCAAAAGCUAGGUUAAUUGUCUAUCGAGACAUGCCGCGCAAGGAUAUGACGAUCGAGAGAUAAGAAAUGACGAACAUAAUGACGAAAUGAUAACAGUAAUAAAAAUAAUGUUCAACAAAUAACACGGUAUCGUCGGAGGACAAAUUUUCCAAAAUGGUCUGUGCUACAUGUGUCAAAAGACUGGAAGGUGUACAUCGUUUCGCGAUGAUGGCGUAUCGUACCCAGGAGAAGUUGAGAUCACAGCUUUAUGGUAACAUUGACAAUACAAAUCCUGUACAAGAUGACGAGAUACAGAGUAUUAAAGAUAUACAAGAUAUCGGAAAGAAAACGGAGGAUCGAGGGCUAUUACAUUCGAUAUUGACAAAGGGUGCAAUAGAAAUUUUAACCGAGGACGAGCCGUUGGGACCAUCGGAAUCAAAUUCCCAAGAGGACAAACGUUGUACUCCGAGCAUGGAAGAAAUGGAGGUGAAAGUAGAUCCAAUGCUAUUUUUACAGUGCGGUAUGGAACAGUCUGCAUCUGAAGCUUCAGAUUCUUCAGAUAACGAGGAAGAGAUAACAAGGACGCAUACGCCGGAGCCAUUACCUUUAACCAACAAAAAUUCUGAAAUGGAGGAGGAAGACGAAGAGAAGAAAGAUGAAAGUGAAUAUAAAUCACAUGAAGACAGCAGGAAAACUGCAUCGGCAAAGCCACACGAAUGUACGAUAUGCGCCCGAUCUUUUGUAUCACAAAUCGGUUUGCAAAAUCACUUGUGGUCGCAUUUACCCAGAGAGAGAAGAUUCGACGGAAAGCCUAUUUCACAAUCCCAUCAUGUUUAUUCUACGAAUGGUGUGCUUCAUACGAACAGUGAUAACAAUUCGUCCAGCAAUUUUAUCUGUCCAAUCUGCAGUAAAAAGAUUUCUACAAAGGGAAAUUUGAAAGUGCAUUUAGAGACUCACAGGCCUAAAGGAAAGUACGGCUGCGACAUAUGUGGAAGAAUUUUCAAAACUCAAUCGAAUCUAUUUAGACACAAGGAGUAUCACGGCGGCGUACAGUUUCCGUGUACCGUGUGCGGAAGAGUGUAUCCAACGAAUUCGACGUUACGCGCCCACAGCAUAACGCAUUCGGACUUGAGACCACACGCAUGCCCGCUUUGUGAUAAGACAUUUAAACGAAAUCAGGAUUUAAAAUUCCACAUAAAUCAGCACACGGGUGCGAGGCCUUAUCAGUGUCCUUACUGUCCGAAAGCUUUCGCGAGCUCCGGCAAUUGUUUUUCACAUCGUAAAAGAAUGCAUCCCCGGGAGGUCCAUCGGGAUCGACAGAGAGCGGCGGAUUUAAUGAGAUGAACCAUGGGCAGUCAAUACGAGGACUGGUCUUAGAAUUUCAGACGAAUGUUCUGCCGAGAUGAUCAUUUGUUGAUCAUGUAUUCGUAUCUGUCGUAAUGUAAACCCUUUAUUUCCAGAGUUUAACGGUGCUAAGGUACGAAAACGGAAAAAUUUUGUAUGUUUUAUUCUUAAAUUAUUUAUAUACAUUUAGCAUUAAGUAUGUUGUUGUUGGUAUUGUAUAUUUUGUUAGUUAUUUAUUGAAUACGUAUGUCUUUCUACUGUCUGAUAGAAGAUGUUUGUUAACAUGAGAUAUUGGUGAACUUCCAUUAUUGUUAGUAAGCUUAGUGUUGAAGCUUUACUACGGUAUAGCAAACAAAGUAAGUUUGAAAUUUCAUAGCCAGAUUUAAGUAUUGAUAUUUCUACUCUUGUUUUUUUACUACAUAUUAAUGCAAUUUAUACACAUGAUUUUAAUGGUAGGAGAUAAUAAUUGUUAAAUGUUACUAGGAAUACAAUAUGAUUGUAUUAUUGUAAAUUAUUAUUAUUAUGUACUUUUGAAAUUAGUUAACACAUCUAAAUCUAAUAGAUUCUGUUACAUAUUAGCACAUUUUAUUUUUGUGAUAAAAAUGUCCACACACUGCCACAUUUUUGCGCAUAUCUCUUAAUUUUUUAAUUUUUGUAAGAUGUAAAACAGUAUUAAAGUAGAUAGUAGAAAUUACAUAAUUUGUGUGUGUGUGUGUGUGUGUGUGUGUGUGUGUGUGUGUGUGUGUGUGUGUGUGUGUGUGUGUGUGUGUAAUGUACUUCCAAAAAAGUUUAGUCAAAUAUAUCAUAAAACUAACUCUAUACUCUAUAUGACAUUAUGUUGACAACUCUGUGAUAAUUGUAUUGGUACUUGUCAUUUUAUACUGGUUAUGAAAUUUAUAACUUACCAUAUAAUAAGAAUACUAUUCUACAAGUGUAGAUUAUACAUGAUCGUAGUGUUAUUCAGACAGUGACGAAGAUUCUAAAGAACAACUUAUUUUACUCACAGCGAUUGAGAAAACAGAUAAUUCACAGAGAACUUUAUACGGAAUAUACGUAUCGACCAAAAAGCGAAAAAAGAAAAUUUGUGAAAAGAGGAAAAACAGAGUUUUGUAGUCUGUGACAUAUUUUUAGCACAAUACAAACAUCAUCGUAAAUGUUAAGACUGUAUACGAAAAUUAUGUGUCAAAUUAGAUAACUUUAAGAACGGACAAGACCGAAUGUUGAAACACAAGUCUAGUCGUCUGGCAGUAUUAAUUAUCAAUAAGCAGGACGUGUAUAGACGCCGUAGUCGAUAUUACAAAUACAACCGUGACGUUAUUCUUAUAAGCGAGAUAUAUGAGAUAAAUGUUAAACAGAAGUCUGAGUAGUUUUUAGGAUAUAGUUAAGUUAGCUAAAUAGAUAGUUCGUGUAAACGUAGAUAAUAGUCCGUGCUUCCGUAUACAUUCGCACAUGUGCUAAAACAGAUCGCAAAAGGUAUAAAUAGUGAGCAUUACAGGCCCUGAGAAAGAAACGAGUAAUACAUACAACAGUCAGUACACACAAACAAUAAGUAGCUCGUACUACGUAUUGCAGAGAAAGAGGAAAACUACAUGUGUAAUCACAUUAUAUUAAUGCAGCAUUAUUAGCUCAUAGAGAUACAAGCGUGUAUUUUGUGAUUACGUUUUUCCGGACCGCUUGCCGACAUAUAUAUUAUAUACACAGACACUUAUAGAUAACAAUAAAAAAUAGUGAUUAUAUAUAUAUAUAAAAAUAAUCAAUUUUUGACAAAGAAAGAGCAUAUCCUAGUGCUCGCGGCUCAAUCGUCGUCAUUCAUGCAUUUUAGACCUUAGAGAAUCAAAAAUUGAGUAUUUUUCUAAAACCGACACGCCAAAGACACAGUCCUAGCAAUCGAGAUUAGUAAUUAACAAUAAUUCAGAAGUGCCAGUUGUGUAAUGCAGAAAAUUAACAUAGCGUAUUUAGCAGCAGACAAAUACCAUGGAGGAACAUUCUGUAGAGUUAAUAAAAAAUACACCAUCUGUGACGUAUAUAUGAAAUAAAUUAAUUGUAUAAAAUUAGUCGAAUUUACAUCCCGCAUAUUUAUUUAUUUGCAUAAAGAGAAGAGAUAAAUACAUGUCAUU